AUGCAGAACGUCCAACUCGCUGCCUGGGAUACUGGGGUCGGUAUGCAGUGGAGCACCGGCAGAAUUACAAUGGAAGAGCCGACCUAUCAGUUGCUCGGAAUUGAUGCGUCACAAGAGUACAUCAUCGGCUUCUUCUACACCGGUUAUCCCGCCGACAUCAGCGAGCCGAAACGACAACCUGCAGGCGAGUUUAUCCGCUGGGUAGCUUAG
Geodia barretti is the source of this 210-nucleotide messenger RNA. The record is from the annotation of a GenBank genome assembly. Lineage: Eukaryota; Metazoa; Porifera; Demospongiae; Tetractinellida; Geodiidae.